This is a messenger RNA of Meloidogyne enterolobii, 592 nucleotides long. NCBI's taxonomy places the organism in Eukaryota, Metazoa, Nematoda, Chromadorea, Rhabditida, Meloidogynidae. The record is from the annotation of a GenBank genome assembly.
UUUUUUUUUACUUUUUUUUAGUUUUAAAAAGUCAAUGAAACAAAUAAAGAGGAAGAAAGUUAAUGAUAACUAUAAAAAGAAGGUGCCUUUUACAUCUGAAGGUAUUCAGCAAUUGAUUACAAAAUUAGGGGAAGUAAAGGAAAGAGAACGAUUGGCAUCGAUAAGAGCUAGAUUGGGCAAAGAAGUAAAACAGAUGAAGACGAAAAUAAAAAAAGGAAAAAAUGACCAACAAGUCGAAACUGCAACAGUCAAACCAGAACUUGCUCCGUCGGAAAUAAAAGAAGAAAAUAAGCAGCAAGUCGAUGUUUCAUCAAUCAAAUCAAAACUUGAUCCAAAAAAUGAUUUUCAACAAGUCAGCACCUCAUCAGGCAAACCAAAACUUGCUCUAGCAGUCAACCCAAAAGUUGAUCCAAAGGACGAUUUUCGAGGCAAAAUAAUAACAGCAAAAUGGGUUUGGUUCAAUGGAUCGUUUCAACAAAAUGUUUUGCUUAAAAUAGAUAAAGAUGGUAAAAUUGAAGAUAUAUUCAAAGAGGGUGAGCUGUUAAUGAUUGAAGAAGAUGCAAUUACUGAUCUUGGAGAAAUGGUUUGUUAA